AAUCGUAACUCUGGUGUCAAAUAACAAAUGUGAACUGUGAACUUUAUACUGUGCACAGACAGAACGUGCAUUAUACAAGUGGGCAAACCUUAGCCUUUCAUCAUUUUCUACCGGUAAAGAUAUUAAAGAAACAUGAAGAGUGUUGUAGAACUCCUUGCUACCAUUUCAAUGAUGUUGCCAAAACGUCUUCAUUGGGAAGAAUUUUAUUUAAGAGUCGUUUAUUUCUAUUUGUUGUUGGAAAGAAAAGUCAGGAUUAUGUGCAGAGGUCUCGAAGCUUGGCAGAUUGUAACCAAUACUGUCUUGUUUAUGCUAGCGCUUUGGUUAUUGGUUGAAAUAUUACGUUGGAGUAUUUGGUGGUUAUUCAUGCAAGAUGAAAAUAUUGUUCUGCGAUUUAAGAAAACAACUUUCAAAGUUAUGAAAUUUGUACGAUUUUUCAAUGGAAAAAGGCAAAACGAGCUUGACGUAAAGAAAAACGAACUGGAAAAGAGCGUGCUUAAGCAGAGAGAAGAAGAAACUUACAUGACAAAGUUACCAAAGUUUGGAUCUCCAAAGGAAAAGAUCAUUUGCUCAAUCAACAAUUAUCGGGAACUCGGUAACUUAUCAUUGGAUACGAGCUCAGGUGUAGUCUACCAUGGCGGGAAAGAUCUCACUGAAAUACAAACUGAGGUGUUCAAGAAAUUUGUUUGGUCCAAUCCUUUGCAUCCUGAUAUCUUUCCAGGAGUUCGCAAAAUGGAGGCGGAAAUCAUCACAAUUUGUGUGGAUUUGUUUAGAGGAGGAAAAGACGCAUGUGGGACGAUGACCGCAUCUGGCACAAACAGCAUUCUCAUGGCAUGUAAAACGUAUCGUGAUUGGGCCAGAGAUGUUAAAGGAGUAAAAAAACCUGAAAUAGUGAUGUCUGUCUCAGGUCAUCCAGCGUUUGAGAAGGCUGCGGAAUAUUUUGUUAUGAAGAUCAUCAAAGUACCUGUUAACGAGAAAAAAAGGACUGUAAACAUAAAAGCGAUGAAGAAAGCCAUAACAAGAAGAACAAUAAUGUUAGUAGGAGCAGCACCUGAUUAUACUUCUGGGAUCGUGGAUAAUAUUGAAGAAAUUGCAAAGCUUGGCAAACGAUACAAGAUUGGUGUUCAUGUUGAUGCAUGUUUAGGAGGCUUUCUUUUACCAUUUAUGAAAACAGCAGGCUAUAAGGUUCCAUCGUAUGAUUUUUCAGUCGAUGGGGUGACAAGCAUAUCAGCAGAUACGCACAAGUAUGGCUAUGCUCCACUUGGUUCCUCGAUCAUCAUGUACCACUCUCAAUCCCUCAGACACUACCAGUACCACACCAGUACCGAGUGGACCGGUGGUAUUUAUGCAACGCCAGCAAUGCCCGGAUCAAGGCCAGGAGUUCAUAUUGCUCAAUGCUGGGCCACUAUGAUGCAUUUGGGAAAUUCUGGUUAUACAGACGCAGCAAAGCGAAUCAUUCGCACCACCAAAGUGAUAAGUGAUGGACUACGACAAACAAAGGGUCUUUUCGUUUUUGGAGAGCCAGAAAUUUGUGUGGUAUCCUUCGGUUCGAAGCAGUUCAAUAUAUUUGCAUUGGGAGACGAACUGACGGCAAGAAAUUGGAAAUUAACUUAUUUACAAUAUCCUACGAGUCUACAAAUUUGCGUAACUCUACCAAUGACGAAGUCAGGUGUUGUUGAAAGAUUUUUACGUGAUGUUAAAGAGUGUAGCCAUAAAGUUCUUAAAAAUCCACAAAUCAAGACAACUGAAGCGUUUCAGAGUGCAAUAUAUGGUACGACAGUAAAGAUUUCAAACAAAACCAUGGUGAAAGAACUGGCCAAUCAUUAUUUGGAUAUGGUCUUCUCAACGACGACAACUUUGAAACCACCACAGGACAACGGAAUUUAGUUGUGCUUUAUUGACAUCGAUUUAUUUACAACACAAGCUAUAUCUGUUACAUCAAAUGUAAAUAUCAAUAUUUAAUUAUAAACUAGAUUUACCACUAA
Molecule: messenger RNA, 1982 nt
Organism: Xenia sp. Carnegie-2017
Lineage: Eukaryota; Metazoa; Cnidaria; Anthozoa; Malacalcyonacea; Xeniidae
Product: sphingosine-1-phosphate lyase 1-like
Exons: 21
Coding region: 133-1884 (583 amino acids)
Biological process (GO): carboxylic acid metabolic process; sphingolipid catabolic process
Cellular component (GO): endoplasmic reticulum
Molecular function (GO): sphinganine-1-phosphate aldolase activity; pyridoxal phosphate binding
Source: RefSeq, a predicted model, not a curated record